AAGUUAUACUGCAGCGGGGUUUUAAACACGUGGUAGUGUAACGUUUGAAAACUUACAAUACCAACUUCUUGUUCCGAUUAUCAGGUUAUACUAACCUCGCUUUCGUGUUCCUUCUGAUUACUGUCAGUUGCUUUUGGUCAUAUAUGCAAAUACACUCUAUGUGCCAAAUGAGUCAUCAGCUCAUUUAUCCUUCUAUUCCAGAUAUUCUCACUGCUACUAACAUUCAUCUAACACACAAGGUACCUUCAGGCUAGAAGCAAACCUUCCAAAGGCUGAGCUUUACAUUGUUGUAGCGCGUUAGUCGGUUUGUUUCUGGUUUCGAUGUCACGGCUGUCUAAAUCCAAAGCUUGUGUCAGUGCUAUUUGUUGUGCAUUCUUUCCUUAAUAACUGUAAGUGUAUUAUGUGUGCUUGCUCGGCCGUCGAUCCACUUUUACUUCUUUUUUCCUCCCAGCUGUCGCCAUGUUAUUCUACAUGCUCUCCGGUACACAAAGUAUCUUCUAGCUAGGUGCGAAUCGCUAAAAGUAGGGCUGGUGUUAGCUUCGAGUCCUAAUUCUUAUGUCAACAUUACUGGCUGUGAUUAUCGAACUUUCGUAAUAGUGCGAUUUUGUUUUCUUUAGUUUUCGGUAGUUUUGGUUAUUAAAUCUUUCGUCACGCACUCCACUUUGCACGCUCCCCUAGCACUCCGAGCACCUUCAAUUUUGACGCGAAACGCUAAAUAUUACGUCAACUUUAGAAAUGACACUUCCUUAUGGAAUCCAAUCUACCGCUUUGCUAAAUACUUCAUAUAUUGGAAACACGUCGAAGCAUGUGUCAGAAGAAUUCUUGUUUUUAGAAUCCAAGUGGGCUCAAGUAUUUACGGGAUUAGUUGCUUUUACUGCAAUUGUCAUUACCUGCCACCAAAUUUAUUUGCAUCUAAUUAAUUAUACUUGCCCAAAUGAGCAAAGAUGGGUCGUUCGAAUUCUAUUCUACGUGCCAAUCUAUGCAUUUGAGUCAUGGCUAAGCUUGCUUUUCCUAAAACAUGAAGAUUAUUAUGUAUAUUUCGAUUCUGUACGAGAUUGUUAUGAAGCAUUUGUGGUCUACAGUUUUCUAAGUUUGUGUUAUGAAUAUCUCGGUGGAGAAAGUUGCAUUCUGUCGGAAAUUCGUGGUCGUGAGUUACCGCGAUCAUGGGGAUUUUGUACUUGUUGCUUUUAUAAUCAAACGUAUACAAUUGAGUUUCUGCGAUUUUGCAAACAGGCAACUUUACAGUUUUGUGUGAUUAAACCGUUGACAUCGAUUGUAACUAUUAUUCUACAAGCUGUUGGCGUAUAUAAACAUGGAAUUUUCAGCUCUACAAAUGGCUACUUAUAUGUGACAGUAGUAUAUAAUGGAUCUGCAUUUGUGGCACUUUAUGCUUUACUUUUAUUCUACUUGGCUACUCGAAGCAUCCUACAACCAUUUGAUCCUGCAAUCAAAUUUGCUGUAGUUAAAUCCGUUGUAUUCUUAUGCUUUUGGCAAGGUAUUAUACUAGCUAUUCUAGAAAAAACUGAAGUUCUGCCCGCUUUGCCGAGUACGAACGCCGGUACAGUUGCAGCAGGCAUACAGAAUUUCUUGAUAUGCUUAGAAAUGUUAGUCGCCUCAUUUGCUUUACGCUUCGCUUUUCCCUCACAACUAUAUACUGAUGGAGUCGGAACUGGACCAGCAAAUAGUGGCUAUGAUAGUCUUGGUGGAGUUGGUGGUGAAGUUUCUCUUGAAUCCAAGAAGCGUGGAUUUCUACCGUCUUCUGAUUCUCUACGUAGUCUGCGGGAUACAUUCAAUCCUAAAGAUAUGUUUAAUGAUGCGAUCCAUAAUUUUCAUCCGAAUUAUCAAAAAUACACUCAACAACGUAACCUCAGUGAUUUCGGUGAUGAAACAAUCGAUUCUUAUCAAGGUAAUACAUUUAAUAGUAAUACUGAUCUAACUAAUAUUCAAUCAACAGUACCAGCUCCACCGAUACCACCACCACUAAGACCAUAAUCCAAUUAAAUGAUCUACUUUCACUAAUUGCUUUGAUAUUAAAGAAGCCAGAUAAUCUGUUUUGUUUUUGUUUCUCGUGGUUUUCUUUUUUUAUAUUUUCUUUAGUGUUAGAUAUUGUUUCCAUGUGUUUAUUUAUCAUGUAUAUCUAUCUAUGUGUGUGUGUGUUGUUUAUACUUGUGCUUUUGCUGUAUGUUCAUAUCAAAUGAUCUUGUUGUUAUUCCUAUUUCAUUCUCUAUAGAUUUAUUUUAUCAUAUUAACUUGUCGGUUCAUUUAUGAUUACAUGAUAGAUGAUGACCCAAGCAUUAUAGAUUUUUCUCUUUUCAUUUUUUGUAAUCAUUACUUUCGCAAAUCACUUAAUAUACACUAUGUCGUUUGACUAUUAUCUUUCCUAUUUAUCUCUCUAACGUUGUUUAUUUAUUAUUGUCUAGUCUAAACAAGCACUGCUCAUAUAUUUCAUACUACAGAUUAAUCGAAAGAUUGUUAUUAGGAAGGAAAUUUUACUGUACAUAAAUUAAUAUUUACUAGUAAAUAGAAUAGAAUAUUUUUCGUAUUCAUCUAAUCUCAUUUGACCAUUACCUACAGCGAAAGUUAUUUUUAGGCAUUUUUUGUCAUGUUUUUAAAAAAAGAACUUGUUACUGCAUGCAUUUAAACUUCUCAGAACAUACAGUUAUUUAAUUCUUUCUGAUAUGGUAGUAUGUGAAUGAUUAUUAAUUCACCCCUUGACAAGAUUCAAUUUGUGGAUUAUUUGAGAAUAUCGUUUUGUUCGUCUCAUAUACUGUUCAUUUGUUUGUCUUCGUGUGUUUAUAUCCCCGUGUUUCUACCAUAACUGUAUGUGCUAGUAUGUAACACUGGCAGAUAUUGUUUUACUAGUAGAUUUAAUUUUUUGUUGUUUCGUCAUCGCUAUUAAUUUUAAUGUUAUUCUUCAUAAUAUCAACUGUGUGUAUUAUAUUAUUCAUUGUCUUCAUAAUAUAUAAAUUUGAACUAGUCAAUCAGAAGUUAUAUAAUGAGUACAUGACAUGUUUCUGGGUGUUCUGUCACAAAACCGUAAUUUAAUGCCUUAGAUUUUAAACAUAAGUCAUUUGUAUAGCUGAAUUAUUUGCUGAAAAUUUCUUACUGAUACCAAAUAAUUAAUAAAUUAUUCGAUUUCUCACCAGUCAUGGAUUUUAACUUAUCUUUCUGUAUAUUUUUCGCGCCCAAAUGCCCUGGUACGUCAGAGUGGAGAGAGUCAGCGCUCCCUCUCGAAAUGCUCUAACAUGAACACGUGCAUACAACCACUGCCAGGGAAGUCCUACUCACUGCCUUCUCACGGCAUUACUGUUGUUUACGAAAUCGAGAGAACGAAAAGCGAAUGUCCGGCGCUUUAACCGUGUUGGUGGAUGUGGAGGGUCCAACUAGGAGAGUUGUAAAACCCCGAUUCCAAACCAAUGGUGCACAUGGGCUCCAGGAUCCUGAAGGAACAAAUGGCGUAUUAACUAAUUGUUGGUCACCGAUUAUCAUGUGACUGCAUCUCCUGACGUUGCUCCUCUGCCUUGUGGAUCAAACCUUUAGGUCAUAGGCUCCGGGUGUGACCCCCUAAGAAAAUCACCUGCUUAUGUCUGGGCGUUCGGGCAGUACCACAGCCCUCACACAAAUCAAUGAUAACUGUUAUUGGCGUCAUUGUUAUUGUGUGGCGCAUGUAUAUUUGGUGCCCGCUUGUACCAAUGUUUAUGUGUUUAAAUAAAUAAAUAAUGUUUUACGAUUACGAAGUUGGACCCAACUGUUUAGCUUUUGGGUAGCACUAUUGUUAACAUCUUAAUAUCUACGGUGUAAAUCUGUGAAGAUUAGUGUUAGCCUGUACUUUUUCAGUGAUGAAUGAUUUCUUACGUCAUAUUAUUAUAUUUUUUAAAACUUGUUCAUUAGUAUCUUAAGUAAUCUUCAAGCACAAUAUUGUCAAUUUGUAGGCUUAUUUUUUUGUUCUACGCAUCUAGCUAAAACUAAUAUCAAGCAAGCUGUUCGCCUGUAGUGUCCUAUACUAGUCUUACUUGUUUAGAUAAUUAAUACUCUGUUGGGAUGUUGAGACGUUUUGAAUGGGGAUAUUUGUAUGCUUACGACGUAAUUUUCAUCAUAGAAACCAUGUUGCACUGAAGAACCUGGAUAAACGUUCAUUAGAACUUUCGUUUUUCACAAGCACCUCUGUGCCCGUCGAUCAGCGCCAACUUAGUAUACUCGAGAGAUAAUUACUUUUCGCUGUAAAUCGGAGGAAUCAUUUUUGACACUAGUCACUAGUGAUCACACGAUAACUUCUUUAUUAAUCUGGCUCUGUGGGGAUUGUUUAUUCAGGUGGUUUUCACUACAAACUGAUAAAUAUCAGUUAUUAUUAUGCGUAUUUUUUCAUUUAUAUUUCAUAUAUUCUGGUCGCAUGUUUACUUAUCCUGUUUUUGAUGUAUGAUAAAGCAAUAGAUAUCGAAUUAAUUUUUAAUAUGAAGUAAAGAUGUUACAACGAACGAUGAGUGAAUAAUUUACAACAAUACUGGAGGUGUUAAAAAUAUAAAUAAAAGAAUAAAUAAGUUAGAUUCAUAGUAAGUGUUGUGAUCGUCAAGAGAAAACAAUCGAUGAAAACAAUUUUUUCUAAGUUGUUGAUAUACAUUUUCUGAAUAAUUAAUUAUUAUUUAAAAUGAUGACAGUAUUAUUCGUCAUUGCAUAAAGAUAAUUUUCAACAGAAUUGUUUAAUUAUUAAUUGAUUCCUACCUUUCUUUGUUUAAAUUACACACUCAAAGUGGUUGAUCAUUUGAAGAGAAAUACUUCAGCUUCACUCGAUUCCGAAUGGUAAUCCUUAUUAUCUUGGUGGACUGUUUGGUGGCGUUUCAGUUAAUCCAAUGUUUUGACUUGGUAUUUUCAACUCAACAGUCCCCAUCUAUAUUAAAAACUUCGUUUCUAAAUACCUCAAAUGCUGAUUUAUAAAAUUCAUUCAAAAUCCUUAGAAUUCCUAAACUCAACUAUUGGUUACGUAGAAUUAUUAUUUCCUGAGUUUCAAUUUUGAUUUAGUUUUAGUGUUUCUGCGUAUCCAAUCAGCUUGAUUUCACAUUUCCGUCAAUAUCUUGAGAAAAUUGCUAAUAAUAUCCGUAGCUACUGACAAAUGGUCAAAGUAGACAGUUCUUAUGACGAAAAUAUUUGAACGCAGAUUUACCUUUCAGCAAAACACCUAUUUCUACGACUAGGUCCAAAUUUAUAGUUAUUAGGAAAAGUUAAUUUUAGGGUAAACGGACUCUAAAUAACUGAACUUACGAAAUAAUAGCUUUUUGUACAUAUUGAGAUGGUUAGUGAAAAAUGACAAGAUUAAGACUUUGGUUGCAUGAGAUAAUAUUGUCUACCUGGUAAUUAUGAAUAAGGUGAACAAGACGAAAAACAAAUAAAUAAAUAUUGUGAUAUGAAAUAACUAGUAGUUAUGGAAUAUUAGAAAGGAAAAAUAAUUUUUGACCAAUAAGCGUAAGAAGGACAAAGGCGGCUAGUACUAUGAAAGAGUGACAGAUUAGGCGUAUUGGUUUAGUAUGCAGAACUUAAAAAUGAGUCGAUCAAUUAAUAUAUCAACUUUGGUGUGUCUUCUUAGUUUUCACUCGCUUUAAGACAGUUCGCUUUACUGCAUUGAUCAAUUAAAAAGAAUUGUGAUGUGAAUAGUAUUUAUGAUCUUCCUUAAAAGUGAACCAUUACUGCUUUUGAGAGACAAGUUCAGUCAUACUCGGAGAUACGCUUCCAUGGAUCUCACUUUAUGCUACUGAUUUUGCGUGUUUUUACGGAACCAGGUAAACUCUUUCUACUUUCAAUAUCUAGUAGUCAUUUGUUACUAAUUCUUAUUUUUUUAAGUUGUUAAUCAGCUAUAAUUACAACGUUCAAUUUUUCAUUGGAAUUCGUUGAAAUCAUGAAUCGACCACCACUGAAAACCUGCCAUCAGUGGGUUGUCGUUCCGUAUUAGUAUAAGAAUCCUCAGUAGUGUGCAUGCAGAACUGUGCAACCGUUUCAUUGGUCUAGAGGUUAGGCGUCCAAGACCAAAGUUCCUGUCUCGAUUCCCAGUUGCGGAGCCUUUGAUGCACACUACUGAUGGUUCCCAUAUAAGGAAGAAACGGCCAUCCAGUACCUUCAGGUUUUCAAUGGUGAUCUAAUUUACAUUGGUUCAUGAAUUCACUGAAAUUCAACAAUAUCCACAAUCAUACGGAAAAGUCACUAUUUCACUUAUUCUCGUUCAUCAUGUAAUUAUCAGGUAACUAGUACUAUUUUACCUAUAAAUCGCCAGCCAUUAGAUCAUUACUUGACCCUUUAAUAUUCUGUAUUCUGAGCUAGCGAUUCCACUGUAUUUUCAAACAGAAUACAUGCUAAAUAACUACAAAUAUAAUCAUACUGUUUCUUUGGAAGUUAUCACUGAAAAGAUUUCCUCUGAUUAGUAUAUAAAUAAUGAAGUUAAACGAUACCGGAUCUUGAAGACGUAUGAAAGAGGUACAAUGUCAUUCCUUUAUCUUACUUACGCCGCCCAACAAUAUUCUCCAACCAACUCUGUCCUGGAAAAUCCUUGACAGUUGUUUACAACUGCUAUUCAUUCUCUUAAAGUCUGCUUCCAAUUACCGACACAAUGUGUUCCUUGGACUUUUUUCUUAACUAUUCAGAAUUCCAUGCUAGAGCUUGCCUCGUGAUGCAGUUUGUUCGUUUUUUCAUUGCAUGUCCUAUCCACUUCCAACAUCUUUUCUUACUUUCCUCUUCAGCUGGAAGCCAUUUUGUUCUCUCACACAGUACGUUGUUGCUAAUGGUAUCCGGAAAAUGAACAUUGCUUAUCUUGUGUAGUCAAUUGUUUGUAAAUAGUUGUACUUUUUUGAUGAUGGUUGUGGUGCGAUGUAUACUACUUAUGUUGACAGGUAUAGGUAGUAUGCAGAACCAGUCGGAAGUAGAAUGCAUGAGUGAAGAAGAUUGGGAAGAUUCAGUUAAAGAAACGAUGGAGGGAAACAAAAAGUAAUUGUAAUCAAAACGGAAUUGGAAGAAUCAUGAAUCAUGUAAAGGCCAACUGGUGGAAGAUGUGCAAAUUACGUACUGUAUGUUAUGUAUGGUUUUCAUAAAUUGGGAAAGCACUAUCAUGCUGUGCAAGUACGAAAACUUUCCACCACUUCCAGAACUACACGACGUGUAAUUCUCUGGGACGACAUUUAUAAAACAUGUCCAGUUAGGCUAAGAAUGAAUCAUUAUUCCUUUGUCUUUCACAAUUAAACAUUUCUAUAUAUACAUCUACAAAUAAGAUUAUGGAUAAUUUUCACCUAUUAACCAUUGAGUUUUGGAUAAUUGUUCUUUUAAAUAUAACCUGUUGUUUUUAUCUUUUCUAUUGUCACAUUUUAUUACGCUUGUUUAAAAUGAAAGUUUUAAAGGUGUAAUUCAAUUAUAAAAUGAUUCAGUAAAGAAGUGUUAGUUUAUUUGUUUUUUUGCUUCAAUGCUCAUAGUUUAUAUUUUUAUUCCUUCAUUACUUAUCUGAUUUUUCUAAUUUUCUUUUUCUCUUUUCUUUUUUUUAAGUCGCAUUAAUCAACUGACUGUUGUUUUUAACUUUAUAAUAAAAUUUACCUAUUCAAUUAGUUUAUCAUCUUCAGUGAAAAAAAAACAGAAAAAAAACUGAUAAUUAUUUAGUUUGUAUGAAUAAUCUGACAGAAGUCGGGCGCCGAGUAUAGAGAAGUCAUUAUAUAUGAAAAUUAUAUUUGAAUUAAUCUCAGCGAUUAAAAUUUAAAUAAUUCCAACGUUUCGUCCAGCUAACUUGUCUGGACUUCUUCAGGGUAGAAUAAUCAAAAUCAUCAAGCAAACAUAUAACGUUUUAACAAUCAAAUCAGGGCACAGUCAUGCUGUUACGCCAUGGUUUUCGCGCACACGUGACAUAUUGUAGAGGAUUUUGGGAUGUCGUUAUUUAUCAAGUAUAAACAGUUUUUUCCGUCUCACGUUAAUUUUCGUAAUGUUUGUGCUUGUUACAUGACAUUUAUUGCAGUUUAUUAGUAGUUUGACAUAUUUGUUGCUGACAUCCUGUGUGAAUGUUUAGUAAGCUUUAUGUGGUUAUUUGUAACAUUACUAAUUCAGGCUAGUGAAAUUCACCGUUUAUCAAGUCAAAAAUAGACCGUAAUCAGAGUUUUAUAGGAAAGUGAGCUUUAAGAACUUUUAUAUUCAAUUCACGUUCUUAAUUAUGGUGUUGUUGAACUUGGAUGUUGGUAGUUGUUUGUAAACUGUAGGUUAAAGCAAUUAAGCUGACUGAUUGACAUCAUAAACAUGAUAUAAAGUAAACUAAUAACAUAAUGAGGCGUUCAUGGUUAUAUGAUGGGGAUUUGAAGCUCUCAGUGUAUGAUACGACACAACCCUAGAUGAAAUAGAAUCAAAUAACAAGUAUUAAUGAGUUGAUUUUUGAAUUCUUACCGCGUUACAGGCUGACUCGGUAUAAGUCCAAAGUUAUUCAGGCCAAAUACGUGGCGAAAAUUGAACGAGCAAUCCAAACUAAAUCACAAAUUUCUAACACUCAUAUCUCCUUUCUGGCCACGAAACUCAGCAAUAGGACAAACAUUGCUAAAGUAACAAAGUAUUGUACAAGAUAAUAUGUGGAGAUAUGUAACGUUUAAUCUGGAAGACAAAAUCACCAAUAGAUAGUCGAUUAUUAUUAAUAGUAAGCACGUACUACAUAGCCAUUAAUAAUAAUAAUAAUAAUAAUAAUGUGUUGCUUUUGGCUAUGUUGACGAGUGGACACAAACGUUCUUUUCUAAUUGUUUAUGACCUGUGGUCAUGUUAGUCAUCAAUUUACCCAUAUCGAAGUUAUAUGCAAAAAUGAGCUGUGAAACCAUUUGCAUUUCAUUCACCUCCUUAAUUACGGUGAUGUUGAACCUGAAUGUUUAUAGCUGUUUGUAAAAUGUAGGUUGAAGCAAGGAACUGUGUAUAACAUUACUAUAAGUGCAACACUAAUCAGUCACAUUUUCGUCAUAAGUCGAACGAUGCCUGUUUGUUGUGAGCAUGGUAACUGAACCUAAUUGUAAUUAACACUAAUUUCUGAUGUGUCUGUUGUAAGGAUAAUCAAUGAAUUUCUAUUAACGGAAUCCUAAAUCACUUAUUGAAUGUGACACUGAUAACUAAGUUUAAUUGUUUGUUUCACGACUGAUUUGUUAUUUUCAGAACUGUAUGAAGCUAUUAAGGUCCUCAAAGCUUUGUGAUAAAGUCUACGCCGGUGAACAACUAAAGGAAUUCGUGACUAUGGAAGAUCGUAUGGAAAACCAGUUUACAAGUUUACGAUAACUAUGUUUUAUAUUGCCUACUGACAUUUUCAUACAUCUAAUGAAUCAUUUAAAUAUAAAUAUAACAACUAUACUCAGUGUUUUACAUUAUAAAUCGUGUAUGUAUGUAUAAUUAGUCUAAAUAACGCCAUAACAAAUAUUGAUGCAGAAUAAUAUGAAUUCAUUAUAAUUCGUGAAUUCAUGGAACUAACAAGUAAUACGAUGGAUUACAUAAUAAUUCAUUUUAUUUUUUCAUAUUUAGUUACCAAUUUCUUAAACCCCCCUGCCACUCAUACCCGCUCACUUGAUCCUCUUCAAUUAUGUGAACUCUUCAAAUUCUAUUCAAUUAUUACGUAACACAACGUAUCAGUUCUUAAUUCCA
Molecule: messenger RNA, 9618 nt
Organism: Schistosoma haematobium
Lineage: Eukaryota; Metazoa; Platyhelminthes; Trematoda; Strigeidida; Schistosomatidae
Exons: 10
Coding region: 736-1992 (418 amino acids)
Biological process (GO): transport
Molecular function (GO): transporter activity
Source: RefSeq, a predicted model, not a curated record